This is a messenger RNA of Choiromyces venosus 120613-1, 630 nucleotides long. NCBI's taxonomy places the organism in Eukaryota, Fungi, Ascomycota, Pezizomycetes, Pezizales, Tuberaceae. The record is from the annotation of a GenBank genome assembly.
AUAUUAUUUAUUUUUUCCAUUAUAUGCAUUCUUUUUUGGAUUGGAGUGUGGCUCAUUCUAUCUUGGUUUGUUGUAGUAUUUUAUUGUAUUGUGACUUGGAUGUUUUAGUCGUACACGCCAAGAAAGCAACUCCAGUACAAUAUAGAUCUUCUGAAAUGUAAUACACUUCAAUGAAAUGCUGUUGAUACAGUAAUAGGGUGUAUAACCUUGAAUAGUCCAACACUAUUUUUCUUAGAUGGACCUGGAGGAACAGGGAAAACCUUUAUUAAAAACCUUCUAUUGAGUGCUUUUCAUGCAGAAGGACAUAUUGCAAUAGCAGUUGCAUCAGGUGGCAUUGCAGCAACUCUAUUGAAUUCAGGGAAAACUGCUCAUUCAACUUUAAAAAUUCCUAUAAGCAUUGAUAAGGAUUCCUAUUGUAACAUCCUGAAAAAUUCACAAUUGGUACAUCAAAUUCAGCAAGCAAAGAUACUUAUCUGGGAUGAAGCACCAAUAUAACACCACUAUGCAUUUGAGGCAGUUGACAGAACUUUACAGAAUAUUUGGAACUCCCCCUUUCAGGCAUUUGGUAGCCUAACUAUACUGUUUGCAGGAGAUUUCAGGCAGUGCUUACCUGUAGUACCUUGAGGGUCA